AUGUUCCCGGGGUAUGGACUCUCUCCCUUCCCUGACUUCCAGCCUCACCUCCAGGCCUUUGGCUGCAGAAACAGUCCCAGGAUGUGGAUCCCUGGUUCAGGAGACCAACCCCAGAGUGAGGCUCCGGAGGAGAGGCCGCUGCUGCGCUCGUGCCGUCACAAACACGUGGCGGUGUGUCAACAGGAAACACUGGCGUUCAUCGAGCUGCAGCCGGCGCCCAGAGUGAGCGGAGGGAACGCCCACAAACUCUCUGGGAACGCCCACAAAUUCUCUGGGAACGCCCACAAACUCUCUGGGAACGCCCACAAAUUCUCUGGGAACGCCCACAAAUUAUCUGGGAACGCCCACAAAUUCUCUGGGAACGCCCACAAACUCUCUGGGAACGCCCACAAACUCUCUGGGAACGCCCACAAAUUCUCUGGGAACGCCCACAAAUUCUCUGGGAACGCCCACAAACUCUCUGGGAACGGCCUCAAACUCUGUAGGAACGGCCUGAAAGAGCGACGCAACGGACUCCACAGGUCGAGCCCGGAUCAGACCGGUCCAUCUGACUCGGACUCCGACUCUGAGGAGUUCCCCUGUGUUUCUGACCUCUUAUGUCACACACACAAACACCCUGAGCCUCUGUGUGAGGAGGACCAGCCACCAGACCCUGUUCCAGACCCCGUCCCAGACCUGGAGCUCUCAGACAGGCCACACUCCGUCACCACCGUGUGCCGACCUCUCCACGCCGCCCUCAGCCUCCCGCUCUCUUUACCCCUGACCUCUCUCUACUGGGACCCCCCCUCGUCCCCGGAGACCCCCGAGCCCUGUCUCCCAGUGAGGAGGACGUCGCAGGGCUCACUCAAGGAGAAGUCCAUGCGGAGGAAGAUGCAGGUGUAUUCCCCUGAGAGCCCCACAGAUGAGUGUGCGAGUCCCCUCUUGGACCCAGACUUCCUGUUCCCGGGGCCCCUGGCCUCGUUCCUGGAGGAGGACCUGAGUCUGUCGUCUCUGGAGACCCUCAGUCCCUUGUCCUGUGACAGUGGCACGGAGCUGCCCAGCUUCAGUCCCGACGACAUCUUCCACCUGCCAGAGGAGCCCCUGCACAUCACAGAGGACCCCAUCCCAGGGCUGCCCGAGGAGAACGGUGUGGAGCUCUCUAUCGCCUCCUGUGGCAGCGCUUUGUCUCGCAGAGGAGAGGAGCGCCGCCGCUUCUCAGCCUCAGAACUCAUCUCACGACUGCAGCUGUCCCAGAGGAAGAACUCCUUCACCCUGAAGCUGGGAAAGUCUCUGUCCGCCCGAGUCUCAUCCAGAGACAGACAGAGCUCCGGCUGCAGCCCCAGCACCGACUGUACGGUAAAGUUGAGUUGUCGUCAGCGCAGCUCAGGAUGCUCCAGUGACAGCGCCCCCCACAGUCCUGUGGGAUUAACUGCACCUCAGUCCAUUUGUGAGAAUGGGCUGCAGCGAUGGAGUACCAAACUCGGAAUGAGGAAGAAAUCCAUAGAAGAAGACGUGAGUGCACUCCCCGCCCUCAGCUGCUCCAAUCGUCUGUCUCGCUUCCUGCCCAGCUCCAUCCUGUACCAGGAGUACAGUGACGUGGCCAUAAACAGAGAGAUCCAGAGGCAGCAGGGGAAGGAGCCCGGCACCGAGGAGGAGAGCUCGGACGGGACGCCGUCUCCGUCCAACCUGUCGCCCUCCAGCUCCUUCCGCUCAUCGCGGGGUUCGGCCUUCGCUCUGUGGCAGGACAUCCCUGAUGUGCGCUCCAGUGGACAGCUCGACAACUUCAGCAACGAGGAGAGAAAACUGCAAGAGGCCAAGUUUGAGCUGGUGUCCUCUGAGGGCUCGUACAUCCGCAGCCUCACCAUCGCCGUGGACCACUUCAUGCUGUCCCAGGACCUGGCUGAGUGUCUGGGGGCGCAGGACAAGCAGUGGCUGUUCUCCAAACUCCCCGAGGUCAAAGAUGUCAGUGAGAGGUUCCUGCAGGACCUGGAGCAGCGCCUGGAGGAGGACAUCCUGCGUUUUGAUGUGUGCGAUAUCGUCCUAAACCACUGCCCUGCGCUGAGGAGGGUCUACCUGCCCUACGUGACCAACCAGGCCUACCAGGAGCAGACCUACCAGCGGCUUCUGCUGGAGAACCCCCGCUUCCCCAGUAUCCUGUCCCGACUGGAGGAGGCCCCUGUCUGCCAACGACUGCCCCUCACCUCCUUCCUCAUCCUGCCCUUCCAGAGGAUCACACGACUCAAAAUGCUGGUUGAGAACAUCUUAAAGAGAACAGCUCCAGGAUCACGAGACGAAGACACAGCCACGAAAGCAUUCAACGAACUCAAAAAGGGGCUACGGUCGGCCCACCCUCAAGACCCCACCCACACUCAAGACCCCGCCCACCCUCAAGACCCCGCCCACCCUCAAGACCCCGCCCACCCUCUAGACUCCGCCCACCCUCAAGACUCUGCCCACACAGGUGAGGAGGCCAGGGUCUACGGUCGGCCCACCCUCAAGACCCCACCCACACUCAAGACCCCGCCCACCCUCUAG
Molecule: messenger RNA, 2514 nt
Organism: Knipowitschia caucasica
Lineage: Eukaryota; Metazoa; Chordata; Actinopteri; Gobiiformes; Gobiidae
Source: the annotation of a GenBank genome assembly